Molecule: messenger RNA, 2004 nt
Organism: Psilocybe cubensis
Lineage: Eukaryota; Fungi; Basidiomycota; Agaricomycetes; Agaricales; Agrocybaceae
Exons: 5
Coding region: 1-2004 (667 amino acids)
Biological process (GO): protein phosphorylation
Molecular function (GO): ATP binding; protein kinase activity
Source: RefSeq, a predicted model, not a curated record
AUGCCAUCUGAAAAAGAAGACGAAUUUCAGCCCAUUCUCGACAAAGUCCUCAAAGCCAACUACAAUGCUAAAAUGAGACAAUAUUGGGAGGAACGUCCCGAUGAUCCUGUUCGAUCCCCUUUCCGGUUCUAUGAUCGACACAUAAGUUCCAGCGAUUCGUUGCGCAACAUUGUACCAUUACCUUCCAUUCCACAUCUUCUAUCCAAGACCUGUGACUCCGCUAUCGAGGAUUUCAAGGCGAAAGGUCACAAAUUUCCUCCCAAUGAGCAUGACCUGAAUAUACCUUCAGUUAAAUUCACUGAUUCUGCUAGUGUCGGAAAGCAUUAUCUAUGGUACAUCGGGUCGCUAUGCAUUGCAUAUCUCUCGAAGCUACAAAUUCAUCCUCAUACCGAAUCCUGGCGAUCUGUCUUUACCUUUAAUUGGCAUUUGGACACCGAUACAUUCUAUGCAUCCAAAAUAUAUUUAACGGUGACACUGGAUGCAGAGGCAAGGGCAGUCAACCUAAACGACGAAAUCAAAGGGAAACUAUCGCAACCUACUCUCGACAAUCUGACAGCACUUUUAUUCAAGAUGCCCAAGAUGACUGCGUGGCACAUGUUCCCCAUGCUCGACACUUUUACAACAAUAUUUCAUAAUGUGACGAAGUAUGUCGGUUCGCUGAGUUGGCCGAUAUCGCGGACCACUGGAUACCGCUUCACAGCUCGAACGACUCCACCUCCCGAUUCGAAGAUUUUGACUAAUAUGCUGCCUGUUCCUGGUACGUAUCGCAGAGCGAAAUCGCAACUGGCCGGCGAACCUGCUUCGUAUAGACAACGAGUUGAGAAAUAUAGCAAAACUAUCAGCGUACCUUAUUCUACGCAACGCACACAAUAUCGCCCUGACUUUCGACAUUAUUUGCAGCAUGCCUGGGCUGAUGCUGUAAUGCACGAUAUAACAUUUAUUGUCCUGCACUGUGGCCGUUAUGAACGCAUUGGUAUUCGACAUAGGGCAUCCCAGACCCUGUACUUAUCUGGAGUAAUUGAUACAGUUAACAUCAAAGACCCUCACUAUCGGAAGAUUCACAUUGGCCUCUACAUUGCCACCUUGCAAGACGCAUUGGAACGUAUGAAACUCAGGAAUUCUGCCGACGAUAAGGUGGAUAUAAAGGGCAAAAAGCGUUCCUCGGUCAACGUGGAUGAUGCAGAGUCCUCUCGCCCAAAGAAAAGACGCAGAACAUCCUCUUCUCCUGCAUCGACCGAUAUUGGCAAAUAUCUCAUCGAUCGUAAACUCGCCCUCGUCAGCUUGGAUUAUGGCCCCUUCUCAUCUUCCGUGCCCUCUUCAUUCGUACGCAUUGGGGAAUCAUGCAAGCGUAAACAUUCCCGGGAGGCUACAGACUGGGUCAAGGACCCAACAAAGCAGCGAAAGUAUGCUGCACACGAAUAUUUUACCCUGACAUUAUUGGCGCCUUUGGGUGAUGGUUCGGUCGGUGUCUCUCAUCCUGCGCAGGCAGAAGUAAUACUGGAGUCAGGAGAAGUCAUCACAGAAACACUUGUUCUCAAGUUGGCUUUCAAUGAAAAAACACAGAAGAGGAUGAGACAUGAGUUUGCUAUUUAUUGUCGAAUGUCACGCGCGGGUGUCGAAGGGAUUGUGGAUGUUCAUGGCCUAUUUUUUGAUGCGGAAUCCAAUACAUUAGGUCUUCUCAUGGCUCAUGGCGGCGAAACGCUUCGAAACCGAGAUAUUGCGCGGACGGGGAUAUAUGGCGAUAAGAUCAGUGGCACAGUUGCAGAAAAGAAGGCAUUCGAGGAUAUUAUCAGAAAUAUUAACGAGGCAGAUAUCAGCCAUCAUGACAUCAGGCCUGAGAAUAUGACCAUUCGUUCAGACGGCAAGGCCUUUCUCAUAGACUUUGAUAGUGCUCUUUAUCAUUCUCCCUUUUGGUCUGUGGAGGACCAAUUGGAAAAUUUGGACAAUAUCUUUCAUAAACCUCUCUUCAAUCCGUUUGAUCGCUGGCAUGUAGCAGGGAAGUGA